AUAUCAUGGUUAAGUAAUUCUUUGACAUAUACUCCCGGACCUAUGUGAGUGAAACCUGAACUUCAAGAUGAGAGACCUUGCGCUUGCUGUCAUAUAUUUCACGGUGUCAUUCUUUGGAAUCAUUGGAAAUGUUAUCGUUCUUUACGUUCUUCUGCGCCAACGAAGAGGAUGGAGCGUUACAACAACCUAUUUGUUUAACCUCGCUCUUUCUGACUUGUUGUUUUUAUGUAUAAUGCCCUUCUGGGGACAUCAAUAUUUAAAUGAGCUGAAUUGGGCAUUCGGGUUGGGCUGGUGCAAAGUUGUUGGAUCAGUAACUUCUAUAAACAUGUACGCAAGCGUGUUCUUUCUAACCGCAAUGAGUGUGGAUAGAUACAUGGCGGUAGUGCACGCAACAUCCGUAAAUGUGGUCCGGAACUCCUGUAUAGCUCGUUGGGUUUGUAUCAGCGUUUGGUCGGCAGCUCUUCUGUUAUCGUUACCCCGCGUUCUAUACCAAACUCUACAACCAAUAUAUCUUUCUGGGCCAUCCACAAAUACAACACUUGCAGGCAGCCCGGGGUUGUACCGUGAUACCGGUGAUACAACAGAUACCACGGCUGAGUCACUUUAUUCGCUCGCCCCAACAAAAGAUCCGAAUGAACUGAUGAGACUUCCGUGUAACUUUUUUAUACCAGUCAGCAGUACCAAGUGGAUAAAAAUGGGUACGAUUCAGUUUAUUGGAGCCAUGAUCGGUUUUAUCGUGCCAAUGAUUGUGAUUUCUAUUUGUUAUGCUCGAAUUGUGGUCACAGUGAAAAAGAAGGUUAUCAGCAAAAAAGUUCGCAAAGAUCGAGUGGCGAAACUUGCAGCACUUGUUGUGCUUGCCUUCUUUUUCUGUUGGUUGCCGAUGCAAAUAAUGCAACUGUUUUCCGCUCUUGGAGGCUGGUGGAAAAUCAAGGCUUUUAAUUUUGACAAAAAUUUGUUCCAUGCUGUGUAUCCCUUCAUGAUCGCCCUUGCAUAUUCAAACAGCUGCAUCAACCCGAUAGUUUACGCUUUCACCACCACGAACUUCCAAGAAAACAUUAAGGAUAUAUGCGGAUCAGACAAGGCUUCUCGACCUUACAAAAUGACGUUAAGUCCACAACCCGGCAAAAACGGAGACGGCAAAACGGGGUAUGCAACUAAAACAGAAGCAAUUAACAUGUACAGUCCAUGCGCACCUAGAAGUAACCACCAAUAUACCCCAGCAGUGCAAGUGCACGCAGAACAGAACUCACCUGGUGAUCUUAGAAACCAAAACCACCUGGAAAAUGAAAAACAAAACGGUGCGGAGACUUUUGAGAGCCAGAGUUUUUCAUAUUAUUCGUGCCCAGCAGUAAUGCAAGGCCUGGGAAAAAUUAACUGCGAACAAUCAGGCGCAGAUUCUGUUGCAAUUCAUUCUACACCGCUUGACAACGAUGCUUAUGAUUGCAUUGCUACCGAUGCGGUAUGAACUAUUGAAUAUUUUACACCUUGUACUUAUACAUAUAUGUAACUUUAAUUUUCAAGAACGCAAAAGUAAUUUAUUGUAAAGGUAUUUCAACAGACAGUGUUUAUUGAUGGCUAUUUUAGCAACACAGUUCCAUUUGUAGUGUUGCUAUGUAUGUGAUACACCAUUUAUUAUGGGAAAAACGCAUGUCACACCACUUAUUAUUGUAUAGUACUGUGGGGUAAGAUGGGACUCCUUUAUCACAUAAUAUCCAAAUAUUCUGAUCGUGUUUUGAACAGUUAACAUCUGUCAAUGGAAAUCGUGAGGAUACGGUUCUAUAAUUCUUUGAAUGUCUUAUUUUACUAUCGAAUAGGACGAUUAAACAGAAUGAAAAAGUGUCCCGUCUCCCCCAUUCUAUGUAUUGCCCUAAAAAUACUUUUUUUGUUGCUAUGAUGCUUAUGUUAGGUAUUCAAUUUAUUAUUUUUUCGCUAUAGAGAAUAUAGUUGUACGUCGUAAUUUAUAAACUUUGUCUUUAAAAGAAAAUAGAUCAGCAGUCACUGUGGUAUGUUUAUUUUGUCACCAAUUAGUCUAAAACAAAACCACAUUCGAUAAAUCAAUCGACACAAAACCACAUUUUACUGCAUUUGUGUUUGAUUGAAAUGUCGUCUCUCUUAUUGGUUUAAAACGAAUGUUUUUAGUGUAUGUGUACGCAUCAAUAUACUCCCGCAAAUGUACUUGUAAUCCAUGGUGUUCAUUCAGCCAGUGGUAGUAGUUAAACACAAAUAUGGCCUCUACACCUCGAAGUUGUCACACGGCAGGAGUGGUAUCAACAAAAUGCAUAAUU
This is a messenger RNA of Ciona intestinalis (vase tunicate), 2285 nucleotides long. RefSeq names its product type-1 angiotensin II receptor A. Gene Ontology annotation, molecular function: bradykinin receptor activity; neuropeptide binding. Gene Ontology annotation, biological process: neuropeptide signaling pathway. Gene Ontology annotation, cellular component: plasma membrane; neuron projection. The record is from RefSeq and is a predicted model, not a curated record. NCBI's taxonomy places the organism in Eukaryota, Metazoa, Chordata, Ascidiacea, Phlebobranchia, Cionidae.